This is a messenger RNA of Sphenostylis stenocarpa, 624 nucleotides long. NCBI's taxonomy places the organism in Eukaryota, Viridiplantae, Streptophyta, Magnoliopsida, Fabales, Fabaceae. The record is from the annotation of a GenBank genome assembly.
AUGCAGGUCAGAAAGCCACACACAGUGUUGACCCCAUUUCCAGUUCAAGGUCAUAUAAGCUCUUUGUUCCGACUAGCAAAGUUGCUUCAUCUUAGAGACUUUCGCAUUACCUUUGUCGACACUGAAUACAACUACAAACGCUUGCUCAAUUCAAGAGGUCUUAAAGCCCUUGAUGGCAUUCCAGAAUUUCAUUUUGAGACCAUCCCAGAUGGUUUUCCUCCCAAUGAUGAUGUUGAUGUCACUCAAGACGUAGUGGCCCUUUGUAAAUCAGUGACAGAGAACUUUUUCCUACCCUUUCGUGAACUUCUUGCUAGACUCUAUGAUUCUGCCACUGCCGGCAUUAUACCUCCAAUUACUUGCUUGGUUUCUGAUUUGUCCAUGACUUUUACUACACAAGCUGUUCAUGAACUAGCACUCCCUAUUGUUCUAUUUUCACCUGCUAGUGCCUGCAACUUAAUGGCUACUUUGCACUACCGUGAGCAUUAUGAUAAAGGUCUCAUACCACUCAAAGGUAUAUACGAUAUAUCUAAAAUUACUGAUGAAGGUGUCACUGUUUUCCCACCAUUCUCUUUGAAAACGUAUUGGGAGUUCUCUCGCCUUCAAGAAUCCUACUAUGGGCGCUAA